Messenger RNA from Microtus ochrogaster (prairie vole), 1788 nucleotides. RefSeq names its product glutamate rich 6B (gene Erich6b). Lineage: Eukaryota; Metazoa; Chordata; Mammalia; Rodentia; Cricetidae. The transcript has 12 exons. The record is from RefSeq and is a predicted model, not a curated record. Bases 1 to 1788 code for a protein of 595 amino acids.
AUGUCUGAGGAUACUUCAUCAUCAGAGCCCUUGGGUUCUAGCCCUACUGUGGCUCCUAAACAUUACACAGUGGCAGCUUCCUCGGACGGAGAGGAUAGCGAAGAACGGGAAGAUGAGAGUUCACUGGAGGAAUCUCUGGGUAGUCUGGAGAAUGUGUCGGAGGGGUAUAUGGAUAACGAAGAGUCUCUGGAGGAUGAGGAGUUUGUGGAAGAGGAGGAAUCUCUGGAGGAGGGCAAUUACCUGGAGGAGGAUGAUUAUCUGGAUGAGAAAACAUUUCUACAGAGAGAAACUUUUCUGUUUAAAGGAGCAUUUGUGGAGGAGGAAACGUAUUUAAAAGAAAAACAGUUUCAGAAACAUAUGGCAAAGGAACUCAAGGCAGUUGGUGCAGCAGCAGGCCAGGCCAGUCUUAAAGCAAGGAGCCCAGUUCCCAAUAACGUUCAAGAAAUCAGUCUCCUACCUGCCACUCCUUCCGGCUCUGACCAUGACCUGAAGUUCACCACGUCUUCUUACUACAGUUUGUCAGGAGCCGGUGUCUCUCUAAGAGACCAGAGCAGUCAGACGGAAUGGCCCUACUACCAGAGCAAGAUGGGAACGCCUUUAAGAUCAACAACCAUACUAGAUCAAGACUCCUCCUUCGUGCUAACACAUAAGAAAUCUGAUUUGGAAGCCUCGGAGACCUUCCCUCAAGGGUCCUUUUGGGAUACUAUAAUGAAUGGGCCUUUCGACAAGCAAGACGAGGAAAGCUUUGAUUCUCUUCCCAGCACCUAUCAGUCUGUGUUCAGAGAGAUCCUCAGGGAGCUGGCGUCUCAGCACGAGCUGGAACCGGAGGACGUGGAUAUGCCCCUGAGCAAACUGCUGGAGGGUGAAAACAGGAAGAAGCUGGGACUCUUGCUGAAGAAAAAUUUUGAAAAAUACAAAGAAGCAAUUAUGUGGAUUAUAAACAACCGUGAAGGUCAGAAGAUGCACGAGGAGAGCACCACUACCAUCACGUACCUCAUAUCAACUCUGCAACAGCCCCAGAAGCCAGAGGCAGAAGAAAUCAGAAGGCAUGUUUCUACUAUCAAGAAGACGUUAAAGCUAGACGCAGAAUGGAUACAGGCAAAGAUGAAGGUACACCAAGGUGAUGGAAAAAUAAUUACCUACCGCAGUGGGAAUACUUUCCAUAUUCUUUUUCCUAAUGGCACGGGCCAAAUAUACUACCCGUCAGGGAAUCUGGCUCUGCUGAUCGCCUGCAAAGGAGUCUCCAGGGUCACAUACAUUGUUCUGGAAGACUGUGUAGAAAGGAAGAUCCGAGGCUUUGUCACCAACUCUGGCCAUGCCACCUUCUACAACGAGGACGGGGAGAUCUGGUUGAGCCUGAGCAAACUCCUGGGCUACUACUUCCCUGAAGGUUGGCAUCAGAAGGCGUGGAACUGGUGGAACCUGAGCUUCCACGUGCACGCACCCCCCGUGAUGUGCAUCACGUUGAAACUCAACAAGUAUGUCCAUAUACAAAUAAGGAGCCAGGACAAGGUCAUCUUCUGCUUCUUUGUCCCCAAAAGGAGGAGGAUUUGCAUAAACAUGGGCACCAGGUUCAAGUUUAUAAACCUGAAACUGCUUCAAGCCAUGAAGAAGAAGGCGGUCCUGGAGACAGAGCCCGGCCCAACAUCGUGGAAGAUCCAGGCCCUUCUGGGAAAAAUAAGCAGGGGUCUGAAUUUCCUGAGCCUGUCUGACUUGGAACACUUAAUAGAGGUCGUCCAGGAGGCACUCAGCAACCUCAGUGCAAGGAAAUCUCGAAUCUGGCUUUAG